AUGGAUAAGCCGUAGUCCAUAGAUGAUGGAAUUAUUCUUAAUUUAAAAAUUGGAAAAUGAUGAAUCAAAAGAAUUAUUAGCCAUUAUGCGGAUGGAACUGUAAGAUUCUGGAAUGCAUUUGAUAUUGUUCUAUCUCUCUACAAGUACAAUUCAUCUAACUUAUUUAUUGGUGAGUGGAUGUUCUUAAGCAACCACUUUGACAACCCUAGAUUGUCUGUAAAAUGUACGAUUAUACAACCAUUUUGGAUGUUCUUGUGCAAUCACUGUACUUUGACAACCCUAGAUUGGCUGUAAAAUCUACAGUCAUAUAGCGAUUUUACAGCCAAUCUGGGGUCGUCAGAAUACAGAUUAUCAUCGAAAUGCUGCAAAGGAUUAUGGACAUAUAAAUUGCAAGUUUUUUUGUAUAAAGUUUUUUUUAUUGAGAAAUAAUAAAAAAACACACACGAUUUCGAGAUUAGCCUAACGUUUGAUUUUUUUAAAUAUACCUUGAUAAAUCUCAUAUUUCUCAAAAUUGAAAAUUUAUAUAGGAGAAUAUUCUGGACUAAUCCUCUAUUGAUAACUUCUAAUUUAACUUGAUAAGAAUUCUUCCGGGUCUUUAUGUGAAUAUUUAGUAAAAAAAUUUAAUUACUAAUUUAAUUACUAAUUUUAUUUGGCUCAAUUAAUUAAUAGCGAAUGAAAAUGCCAUCAGUUGCGAGAACUUUAUUUCAAGAGAAGAGGGUGGCGUGAUAUUUUUAAUUUUUAAUAAAAUAUUGUUUUAAAUUUAUUGAAAUUUCUAUAGUUCGUAACAUAUUUUUGAAGAAUAUUAUUUCACAUUAAUAAUAUAAAAAUAUUAAGUUUAUCAUUUCUUGAAAUAUAUAACCGAUUUUAGGAUUGUAUUUUAUUACAUGUAUUUAUAUUUUUUUCGUAAUCAUCUAUGGAACGGAUAUAAGAUUAUAAAUUACUUUUUUAGAACAGAGAUAUCUUAA
Heterotrigona itama is the source of this 965-nucleotide messenger RNA. The record is from the annotation of a GenBank genome assembly. NCBI's taxonomy places the organism in Eukaryota, Metazoa, Arthropoda, Insecta, Hymenoptera, Apidae.